Prorocentrum cordatum is the source of this 627-nucleotide messenger RNA. The record is from the annotation of a GenBank genome assembly. NCBI's taxonomy places the organism in Eukaryota, Dinophyceae, Prorocentrales, Prorocentraceae.
GUGGUAGCAGAGCUACGCCACAACGACGCCCGCGAGCUGGCCAACCUAGCGGGAACGGCGUUUCAGACAUGGGAGAUACAGGAAGAAGACAAGGGCGUCACCCAGAACAUGGUCGACUCAGGCGCAAAGUACGACGCCGUCUCAAAGAGCCUCAAGGAUGGCCAGGUGCACGGCGAGAAGAUCGACUACCGCGCAAGAGGACCACCGCACGCGCAGCUGUGGGCUGCGAUGUCCCUCCACCUCGUCAACUGCAUGGACGCGUUAGACGAUGGCAGCGACGGGUGCAAAGAAAGCGAGAAAAAGGUGUUCUAUCAGUACUUCCAGCAGCACAUCAAUGCGAAGAUCCCGCAGCAGGUGGCCAAGCAUGCGUUGCACUUCAGGCAUCGCAAGUACAAGCACGCGAGCAAGAAGGCUCGGGAGGGGGACCGGCAAGACGCCGAAGGGCGCCUGACGUUCGCGUUCUCGCACGACGAGCCAGGUCGCGAAGCGAGGUCGUUGAUGAUUCAGGUCCUUAACAACGCGGAGGUCUCCAAGGCGGCGCACCUCAUGGGGCCUGCCCCUCGUGGGCCACCAGAGAGGGAGGCAGCGCGCCACCUCGCCCUGAUCGACAAGGGCAAGAGCGAUUGA